UUUCACUUACUCCUUCUACACCGCUUCACCAUCCUCCCUUAGAAUAAAACGAAAUAUAGGUUUAAAAAAAAUAGAAGGCAACUAAAAUUCUAAGCUAUUUAUUGAUCAUUUAUUUAUUUGCUUUUUUAUUUAUUUGUCUAUGUAUUUAUUUAUUCCCUCGGUUGAGUCCUAAAUCGGUCGUGAGCUAGUCGACGCACGCCUUAGUUAUUUAUUUUUUUUUAUCCCUGGUGUUUCAUCUGAGAUGGAAGUGAGAUGUCGGGCUCCGGUGCUGAUGAUGAUACUGCGCGCGACUCUCGCGUUUCUGCUGUGCGCUGCGUGCGCGCGAUCACAGCGACAAUAUCUGAACGAGUGGGCCGUAGAGGUACCGGGGGGUCUUUACGCUGCCCAGACAAUCGCCAACGAGCUCGGUUACGAUUUAGUGCGACAGAUUGGGGCCUUAGAGAACCAUUAUUUAUUCAAACAUUACUAUCAUCCUAGCAGGACCAAAAGAAGCGCAGAUCACAUUACCAAAAGGCUGUCGGAAGAUGACAGGGUGUCUUGGGCUGAGCAGCAGUAUGAAAUAAAAAGGAGUAGGCGUGCUCCACUGGGUGGAGAAUGUAAAGACUGCUCUGUGGACAAACUCUUUGAUGACCCUAUGUGGAACCAACAGUGGUACUUGCAAGACACGCGGACAUCGUCGUCGUUGCCGAAACUAGACCUUCAUGUGAUCCCAGUGUGGAAGAAAGGCAUCACGGGUAAAGGCGUUGUCAUCACCGUGCUGGAUGAUGGCCUGGAAUGGAACCACACCGACAUCUAUCCCAAUUACGAUCCUGAUGCCAGUUAUGAUUUCAAUGACAACGAUCCUGAUCCUUUCCCCAGAUAUGACUCCACCAAUGAGAACAAACAUGGAACUAGGUGUGCAGGUGAGAUAGCAAUGCAAGCAGACAACAACAAAUGUGGAGUGGGAGUGGCGUACAACUCGAAGGUCGGAGGAAUCCGAAUGUUGGAUGGAAUUGUGACCGAUGCCAUUGAGGCGAGCUCUAUAGGGUUUAACCCCGACCAUGUUGACAUCUACAGUGCCAGCUGGGGGCCAAAUGAUGAUGGAAAAACAGUAGAAGGACCGGGUCGUCUGGCACAGAAAGCCUUCGAGUAUGGCAUCCAAAAGGGACGUGGUGGAAAGGGCUCCAUCUUUGUUUGGGCGUCAGGGAACGGUGGGCGUCAGGGUGAUAACUGUGACUGUGAUGGAUAUACGGACAGCAUCUUCACCAUCUCCAUUAGCAGUGCAUCACAGCAAGGCCUCUCACCCUGGUACGCCGAGAAAUGUUCAUCCACCCUCGCUACUGCCUACAGCAGCGGAGACUACACUGACCAGAGGAUUACUAGUGCCGACCUUCAUAAUGAAUGCACAGAGACACACACUGGAACAUCUGCUUCUGCUCCACUGGCAGCUGGGAUAUUCGCUCUGGCCUUAGAACAGAAUCCUGAUCUAACAUGGAGAGACCUGCAACACUUGGUGGUAUGGACGUCCGAGUUUGACCCUCUAGCAAACAAUCCUGGUUGGAAGAGGAACGGCGCUGGUCUGAUGGUGAACAGCCGUUUUGGGUUCGGCUUGCUCAACGCUAAAGCUCUGGUAGAUCUCGCCGAUCCCAAAGUGUGGAAGCACGUGCCUGAGAAGAAGCAAUGCAUUGUGAGAGAUGACACAUUCCUGCCCAGGCCUCUGAAGGCAGCCGGGGAGAUCAGCAUUGAGAUCCCUACUAAAGCAUGCACUGGCCAGACAAACGCUAUAGUCUCAUUAGAGCAUGUGCAGGUGGAGGCCAGUAUUGAGUACACCCGGAGAGGAGACCUCCACAUCACGCUCACCUCUCCAUCAGGUACUACUACAGUCCUCUUGGCUGAGAGGGAAAGGGACACUUCGUCUAAUGGUUUCAGGAACUGGGCCUUCAUGUCUGUGCACACCUGGGGAGAGAACCCUACUGGCACUUGGACCCUGAAGAUCACUGACACGUCAGGGCGGAUGGAGAACGAGGGGCAGAUCCUAAGCUGGAAGCUGAUUCUCCACGGGACCUCUGAGAAACCGGAGAACAUGAAAAAGCCGAGAGUGUACACUUCCUACAACGCUGUACAGAACGACCGCAGGGGAGUGGAACACAUGGAGGACAUGAUGGAGGAGUCUGCCAUCUCUCCCAACAAACCUGAGAAACCACAGACGCCAGCUAAAGUCACUUCCUCUACUCCAGACUCUGCAUCUGACCCAGAAGAAAAGCCUUCUUUGUCACAGUCUUCGUCCUCCCCUAAUUUAGCGCUGCUCCGCCUCCUGCAGUCAGCUUUUAACAGGCAAACCCCUGCUAUCACUCCUCACUCCAUGGCUUCCCUCAGCCAAGUCCAAUCCCGAGACGGGAUCUCGAAACAGAAGCUGUUUGAAGCCAUGGACUGGCUCAUGCAGGACACAGUUCCUGAGAGCAACCUGUACGACGAUUACAGUGACAAAUUCUACAGAGCACAAGCUUAUCGGCACAGAGACGACCGGCUGAUGCAGGCUCUGUUUGACAUGCUUGAGGGAGAGCAGCAGUGAGAGCAGUGGUGCAGAGGGGAAAGGAAGGUUAGGGGAAGGUCAGAGCAGUGGGUAUAGGGGUAAAAAAAAAAAUAAUAAUAAUAAUAAUAAUAAAAAAAAAAACAGGUAAUAUAAAGUUUGUAAUGGCAGAAAGUGAGAAGAAGCAUGCGGAUAUGUAGAUGAGAGCCAGGAGUAGAACGAGAGAAUCACUCCUUCACACACGUGUGUAGUUUUUGUCUCUACUCUUUUUAAUCUAUAUUCACUCUGGGGCCUAUUUGUGUUUCGUGUCAGUAUCUCUAUCCCAUCGGUUCUCAUUUUUCACCAUAUAUUGCUUCAUUCACAUAAAAAAAUAAUUUAAAAAAAUAUAAAUAUUAUAAUUAUAAUAUAUUUUAUGACAGUGCCUUGCAUACGUAUUCACCCCUUAACCCCCUCAUAGUGUUACAAAGUGGAACUCAUUAUGACGCCGCCACCACCGUGUGUCACUAUAGGAACGUCGUUCUAGGGUGAUGAGCAAUGUUAUGCCAAGGUAGAACUUUUUUGUACCAAGGCCAAAAAGUUCCAUUUUGUUCUCAUUUUGUUCAAACCUUUUUCACAUUUGCAGAGACUCCAUUACGCCUUUUGGCAAACUCCAAAUAGAAGUUCAUAUAAGCUGCCAAUCUUCCAUAAAGGAAGCUUUCAUGACCAUCAUUGCAAAAUGAACAGCCGACAUUUGGUGGAUCGCCUCGACGAGAUAGUCAUUGAUGGUUGAUGGUUGAUACCAGAACUUUGACCCAGAAUUGUUUUAAUAGUUCCUUGGACUUCUGUUGGUGUUUUAUCACCAAUUCAGUCUUCCCAGUUUCCGAAACACCAGCUAACACUUCCUUUUCUCUUCCUUUUCCUUUUUAAAACAUGAGCACGCAGAUGCCUUCGAUUGUGAUUGGGCGUGUAGAGCGAGUAAUGCCAACCCUCUCAAACUAAGAGUAUGUUUUUCUCUGUGGCAUCAAACUUAAGAUCCACCAACAAACCAUUUAUGCCCUGAGCCUCUGAGAGCAACUGGUUGUUUGAGAACUAAUCUCAGCCUUUCACAAACAACGGGGGUGAAUAUUUAUGCAAUUAUUCCUUUUACAUUUCUCAUUUUUCGACAUGAAGUGAAAACUUCAACCCACAGUAAUUCAGGCAUGACAUGAAUGUGGUAAUUAUCUACAGCUGGACGUACGGUGCUCCUUUAACACGUUGUUGGCUUCCUGUCAUGUGACCUUUGACCAUGUCGUUUCUCAUUUCCCGGCCCUCUCUUACAUGAUGCUGCUUUCACUGCCACCACUUUUUCACGCAUGCGCUUCUUCAGUGAAAUAUUUUCUUUAGAUCCUAAUGAUAUAGUAUUUCUAUUUGAUAUGCAAAGGUGAUUAUAAAGCUGUGUUGUACAUCUAUUCCGUCUCUUUUAACUUUUAAUUCAUCUGUUACUAAAAAUCAGUUUUAUUUCAAUAAG
Tachysurus vachellii is the source of this 3995-nucleotide messenger RNA. RefSeq names its product proprotein convertase subtilisin/kexin type 1 (gene pcsk1). Gene Ontology annotation, molecular function: serine-type endopeptidase activity. Gene Ontology annotation, biological process: protein processing. The transcript has 14 exons. Gene Ontology annotation, cellular component: Golgi membrane; trans-Golgi network. NCBI's taxonomy places the organism in Eukaryota, Metazoa, Chordata, Actinopteri, Siluriformes, Bagridae. The record is from RefSeq and is a predicted model, not a curated record. Bases 242 to 2551 code for a protein of 769 amino acids.